GAUGCAACGCUUUUGGGCGAUGGCGCCGGCAACAAGGUUCCAAUUGCCAAGACAAGAUUUUCCAUCGCGGCUUUGGUUUCUUCCAUUCAAAUCCAGAUGCUUGUCUACCCGAACCGAGGUGGUGAGAUUUAAAACACCAGGCGAUAGAAAUCUCAUCCCACACUCUGCUCCUCCCACUUCCCGGGACUAUGAACUCCUUUCCAACUUCUUACAAAACAGCAAGAAGCUGACCGUGAUAACUGGCGCCGGUGUGAGCACCGAGUCUGGAAUUCCAGACUAUAGAGGUCCACAAGGAGCUUAUAGCACAGGUUUCAAGCCAAUAACUCACCAGGAAUUUCUUAAGUCCGCUUAUAGCAGGAGACGGUACUGGGCUCGCAGCUACAUUGGCUGGAGACGAUUUUCGCAAACUCAACCAGGUCCAAGUCACAUUGCUCUCGCAAAGCUCGAGGGAGACGACGCACGAACCACGGGGAUGAUCACGCAAAACGUUGACAGGUUGAUCCAAUACUUUCAUGAGAUUUCUCGAUCGAUCGACGAUCUUCCACUGUUUUUUCUCGUUUCUCCUCAUAGAUUGCAUCACAAAGCCGGGAGCAAUCCCAUCGAGCUGCACGGAACAACGCACCAAGUCGUGUGCCUGAGCUGCGGCGAUUUAAGUCCCAGACAAACUUUCCAGGACCGCUUGAAACUUCUCAACUUGGAGUGGGCAGCGGCCGUGGAGAUUGUGGAAAGCGGUGGAGUCGUCGGGUCGGAUGUGAGCUUUGGAAUGCAGCAGCGACCGGAUGGCGACAUAGAAAUCGACGACAGCGUCUUCUCCAGGGAUGAUUUCCAGAUCCCGGCAUGCCAGGCCUGUGGUGGAAACUUGAAGCCUCACGUGGUUUUCUUCGGAGAUAACGUUCCUUUAGAUCGAGCUCGAGCUGCUGCAAGCAUGGUUCAAGAGUCGGAUGCUUUACUCAUCGUUGGCUCGUCUGUAAUGGUUUUAUCGGCCUUUCGUCUUGUGAGUGCCGCUCAUAAGCAAGGCUCUCCCAUCGCCGUAAUCAACGUCGGAAAAACUAGAGCCGACGAGAUUGCUUCCUUCAAGAUCGAGAGCUGCGCUGGUGAAGUUUUGUCCGGGUUUUUAUCGACGCAAACUCUGAAAGGCAAAAUGUAAGAUCAAAACUAUUUCUUAUUAAAUUGUGCCAAGAUGUAUACCAAGUAUGAGACUUAAACAUUGUCAUUAAUCAAUGAAAGAGAAAAAAUCUGUAAUGAUGCGAA
Selaginella moellendorffii is the source of this 1251-nucleotide messenger RNA. RefSeq names its product NAD-dependent protein deacylase SRT2. The record is from RefSeq and is a predicted model, not a curated record. NCBI's taxonomy places the organism in Eukaryota, Viridiplantae, Streptophyta, Lycopodiopsida, Selaginellales, Selaginellaceae. The transcript is spliced from 10 exons. Gene Ontology annotation, molecular function: NAD+ binding. Bases 2 to 1147 code for a protein of 381 amino acids.